Messenger RNA from Cyprinodon variegatus (sheepshead minnow), 3397 nucleotides. RefSeq names its product extracellular calcium-sensing receptor-like. Gene Ontology annotation, cellular component: membrane. The record is from RefSeq and is a predicted model, not a curated record. The coding region runs from base 4 to 2628 and encodes 874 amino acids. The transcript has 9 exons. Lineage: Eukaryota; Metazoa; Chordata; Actinopteri; Cyprinodontiformes; Cyprinodontidae. Gene Ontology annotation, molecular function: G protein-coupled receptor activity. Gene Ontology annotation, biological process: G protein-coupled receptor signaling pathway.
GUCAUGCAAAAAUUAAAGCACACAUGCUUACUCUUUAUCCUAUUGUUAUGCAUAUAUGACUCUUCUGUGCUCCCCUCUUUGUUCCCCUGUCUGUUACAGGGACAAUUUCACCUAAAUGGAAUGCACAAGGCAGGGGAUGUCAUGCUUGGGGGCCUUUUUCAGGUCCACUUUUUUUCUGUCUUUCCUGACAUGUCCUUUACUGCUGAACCACAACAGCUUACAUGCCACAGUUUUGAUGUUUUAGGAUUUAGACAGGCUAAGACCAUGGCUUUUGCAAUUGAUGAGAUCAACAGAAACUCCCAGCUGUUACCCAAUGUGACUUUAGGGUACAGUCUGUAUGACAACUGCCUCACUCUUGGAGUUGGAUUUCGCGCAGCACUGGCACUGAUCAAUGGUCAGGAGGAGCAAAUUAUUUUGGAUAAAAACUGUGAAGGAAGCCCUCCAGUUCUGGGGGUUGUAGGAGACUCUUCGUCGACACGUUCCAUCGCUAUCUCCACUGUCUUAGGUUUGUAUAAAGUGCCUAUGGUAAGCUAUUUUGCCACAUGUGCCUGUCUCAGUGACAGGCAGAAGUUUCCAUCUUUCUUUAGGACAAUUCCAAGUGAUGCUUUCCAGGUGCAUGCUAUGAUUCAGAUAAUGAAAUACUUUGGCUGGACUUGGGUGGGUUUGCUGAUAAGUGAUGAUGAUUACGGGCUCCAUGCUGCCCAAUCCUUCUAUUCUGAUCUUGGUGCAUCAGGGGAAGGCUGUCUUGCCUAUUUAGAGAUUUUGCCCUGGGAAAAGGAUUUGACUGAAUUUCAGAGGAUUGUGGGUGUGAUGAAGAAAUCCACAGCCCGUGUUGUUAUUGUGUUUGCACAUGAGAGUCAGAUCAUUAAUCUCAUGGAGGAGGUUGUGAGACAGAACCUAACAGGCCUUCAGUGGUUGGCGAGUGAAGCUUGGUCUACAGCUGCUGUGCUUCAGACCCCUCACCUCAUGCCCUACCUUGGUGGCACAUUGGGCAUCGCUAUCCGUCAAGGAGAGAUACCGGGCCUCAGGGAUUUCCUGCUACAAACACAUGCAGAUCUACAACACAACAACAGCUAUGAAAACAGCAUGAUAAAUCAGUUUUGGGAAUUUACAUUUAAGUGCAGAUUUGCACCAACCCCAUCCGAUUGGGUUGAAAGUGGGGGAAAGGUUUGCUCUGGAGAUGAGGAUUUGGAGGCUGUUGGGACUGAGCUCUUAGAUGUUUCUGAUCUCAGGUCUGAGUACAAUGUUUACAAAGCUGUGUAUGCCCUGGCAUUUGCCCUUGAUGAAAUGUUCCAGUGUGAACCAGGGAAAGGCCCUUUUAAUAAUAACAGCUGUGCUACUUUGCAAACACUUGAACCAUGGCAGCUCGUGUAUUAUUUGGAAAGGGUUAAUUUCACCACAUCAUUUGGUGAUCCAGUUUCAUUUGAUGAGAAUGGUGAUGCUCUACCAAUAUAUGAUGUCAUGAACUGGCUAUGGCUCCCUAAUGGACAAACAAAAGUGCAAAAUGUUGGCGAGGUUAAAAAGUUAUCUUUCUCUGGUGAACAACUCACACUUGAUGAAGACAACAUUUUCUGGAACUUCAAAUCCAAAAAGCCACCUCGGUCAGUGUGCAGCAACAAAUGUCUUCCAGGUACGCGUUUGGUGAGAAAGAAAGGAGAACCUCGAUGUUGUUUUGACUGCAUCCCCUGCUCUGAUGGAAAGAUCAGUAAUGACACAAAUUCACUGGAGUGUUUCAGCUGUCCAGAGGAUUUCUGGUCCAGCCCCCAGCGAGAUCACUGCAUACCUAAGAAAACAGAGUUCCUCUCCUACCAGGAACCUUUAGGGAUCUGUUUGACAGCAGCCUCAUUGCUGGGCACAUUUAUCUGUGCUGUUGUUCUAGGGAUCUUCUUCUACCAUCGCGGAACACCUAUAGUACGGGCCAACAAUUCAGAACUCAGUUUCAACCUGUUGCUUUCUCUCAAGUUAUGCUUCCUCUGUUCCCUGCUGUUUAUUGGACGACCUAGAUUGUGGACAUGUCAGCUGAGACAUGCAGCAUUUGGGAUCAGCUUUGUACUUUGUGUCUCUUGCAUCCUGGUUAAAACCAUGGUGGUUCUGGCUGUUUUUAAAGCCUCCAAACCAGGAGGUGGAGCCAGUCUCAAGUGGUUUGGUGUUUCCCAGCAGAGAGGAACAGUUUUUGUUCUGACCUCUGUUCAGGCAGCAAUCUGCACUGCUUGGCUUGUCUCUUCUUCCCCUUCUCCACAUAAAAACACCAAAUACCACAAUGACAAAAUAGUUUAUGAAUGUGUGGUUGGUUCCACUGUUGGUUUUUCAGUGUUACUGGGAUACAUUGGGAUACUGGCUUUUCUUAGCUUUGUGUUAGCAUUUUUGGCGAGGAAUCUACCUGACAACUUUAAUGAGGCCAAACUCAUCACUUUCAGCAUGCUGAUCUUCUGUGCUGUGUGGGUGGCCUUUGUUCCUGCUUAUGUCAGCUCGCCCGGCAAAUAUGCAGAUGCAGUAGAGGUCUUUGCUAUCCUGGCCUCCAGUUUUGGUCUUUUGCUGGCCCUUUUUGGGCCCAAAUGUUAUAUAAUAUUGCUGAGGCCAGAGAGAAAUACAAAGAAGGCCAUCAUGGGAAGAGAAAUGGAGAGAUAAAAUAGUGGCUUAUAUGAAUAUCUCUUGAAUUUUCUUUCCCAGUUUGUUACGUUAUAAAUAGACUUAGCUGUACUUUAACUUUAUUUUAUGUGACACCAUAAAAACAGAUGUGUUAUAACGUAGAAAUAUGCUUUGAUAUAAGCAUUACAUUUUUAUCUGGCUAAACAUUUAUGGUUAUUCUACUGCUAAAGCCUAAACCCCCACCCCAGUCAUAGUGCUUCUUCUCUAAAAGGUUUUCUCCCAACAUUGCCUUGUAUUUAGCUCCAAUCAUCUUCAAAUCAAUAAUAAAAAUGUUUUGUCUGGUCUCACAAGGACAUUCUGUUUCACAUGUGUGCAUGUGCUAAACUGUAAAUUGGACAUGAUAUUUAGGCUGUGACUCCCGUCUUGUCUCUCAGUGCCAACUAAACAAAUUGUUGAUGAAUUGAGUGAGCUCGUGCUGUUCUUUGAAGAGAAAAGGAACAGCUCAUGCUGUUCUUUGAGAGCCUAGAAGGUAGAAGGAUCUCUGUCAGGAAUAUGUUUUGGGGUUUUUUACAACACUAGUGGCUGAUUUUUUUCGACAGUAGGCUGACAGGAAAGGGGGUAUGAGAAAGAAGGAGAGACAUGUGGGAAAGGACCACAGGUCGGAUUCGAUGAGCACUAAGGCCUCUGUACAUGAGUGGUGUGUGCUAACCACUGCACCACCUGCACAACCGAGGUUGAAGGAUCUCAACCCAGCAGUUAGAAUUAAACAUCCUUAGUGCUAUUGGGCAGAAUUAGAUAAUAAUAAUUA